ACGGUGUUAAGGUUGAGGUUCUGUCUUUGAAGCUCUUCGAAGACUGACAACUCGUAACGCCUCACUGUUUCUCUCCCACCGGCGGAACUUCGAUACAUCGUAGACAUUGGACCAACCGAGACCAGAUAGCAUGUAUCCUACCCUUUCGUUUUACCCAAGAUCAAGUUAAUUCGCCGUCGCUUCGUGAUUUAACUCCAGGGUGCUCUUUAAUUCUCACCCACAUUUAUCGAGGGAGUAUUCUGAGGCAUAUAUAUUCUUGUAUUGCUGCCUGUUGAGCACACAUCUACAAGAUACCCACCCACAUAGUAUCGAGCCUUCUGCUCGAAUUCUCACUCAUUAUCAGGAAGGCAUUUAUAGACUGACACCGCCUGAAUCCAAAUCCAUCUCAAUCUCAUCAUUUCAAACCCAGCCCCUACAAUGUUCCUCCUACCAUGCUGCCUCGGGCGAAGUCGAAAGCUAGAAACGUCCAAAGUCGAACAGCCCGCAGAUAACGAUAUUUCCAGCUGCUCAGACUCAGAGGUGGUUUCGGCGACGAAAGAAAUUGAGCCAAAACUACCACAAGCCGCGCCAACUCCCAGACGGACUAGAACUACGGACAGCAACAAAUCUGGAAUGAGAUCCCGCUCUUCAAUCCUGUCUUGGUGUAGCGUCACUAGUGUUAUCAACUUUUGUACCUUGAAGUCCUCCGAACCUUCUCCAUCCAUGCAAGCAUCCCCCUCAACCAUUCCAUGUACGUCACCGAUUCUCGCCGCCAACCCACGCACGAAAUUAAAUGAUAUUAGCUCAAUUCUCAGUUUGAUAAUCCAGGAAGAAGGAGAAGAUCAACUCCCCAACCGGCGCCAGAGCUAUUCUGACGAUCCGUUUGCGCCUCCUACCCCGCGAGCGACUCGUUUUGGUAGUUUUUCCAACUGCUCUUUAGCCGAUCACACCACACUGAGGAGUUCUGUUCAGAGUACUCCAGCCGAAGCAAACAAUUUGAACACAAGCAACAUCGAGGAUCGCACUUUGACAUUGCCUGAAAGCGUUUGUCUGCCCAACAUCGACCGAUUGUCUAAAUUCGACUUCAAUGAAUGGAAUCCUAAGUGGAUCAAGAAUUCUCCUGUAAUACAACCCAUCCCGGUCGGCCACCUCUCAAUGUCUACCAUCAGGAUGUCUCCCAGCCCAACACUCACAUAUCGCCCCCAACAGUUCGCGCGACGCGGCUCUCGGACACCUACGCUCAGCAGCCACACUAACUACUCUUCACGGACUGAAGAUAGCAAUCAAAUACCUCCUCCACAAGUAUAACCACAUCGAGAGGCCCCCGAUCAGUUUAUACAUAUCUACUCUUCUUUACACUCUUUGGAAUAAUCCCGUUGUCAAGCUUUUAAGUAGCGCUUGCUCUUUACGCAAGGUAAUCUACCCCGUCACUGGAAAUAUACCCUGCUUGAAGUUAUCCAUAAUCACUAUAAAAACUUCCAGUUAUCUCAUUCCGCUCUUUUCAUGCGGCUAUUCAAUCAUCGUGCUCUGAGAAAUAAUUCACCCCAGUCCAUUUCUUUCACAUCACACUCAUUUCAUUCGAUAAACAGUGUAUCCUGCCCCGGAGUUAGGCAUAUCUAAUCCUUCACACGUCUGGAAUGACAUCCAUUGUAUCUUUUCUCUCUGCUUCCUAUAACUUGCUCUCAAGUUGUGUAGUGUUUUCUUUUGUAACCAUUAUUUUCACAUUCACUCAUUGACAAAUUUCCCAGAGUUUGUAUUUUGAUUGGGCCACCUUUAAUGAUGUUGUUCUACACCGCACACCCUGUUCUUGGUUACCUCCAGAGUCACUACUUACCCUGAAAUAAACCACAUAUCAAGUCCUCACUCUCUUUGUCAUAAAUCUGAGCUUGCCUUUCCUGUACAAUACAUGGAAACAGUCCCUUCCAACCUAUGGAAA
Messenger RNA from Puccinia graminis f. sp. tritici CRL 75-36-700-3, 1915 nucleotides. RefSeq lists its product as uncharacterized. The record is from RefSeq and is a predicted model, not a curated record. Bases 418 to 1287 code for a protein of 289 amino acids. The transcript has 3 exons. NCBI's taxonomy places the organism in Eukaryota, Fungi, Basidiomycota, Pucciniomycetes, Pucciniales, Pucciniaceae.